UACUGCGCAUGCGUAAUAAGAAGGAAAGGCCUUUAGUCGUCAUUUGGGCGGAUGGUUUGAAUGCGGAGCGGUGUGGCGAGAGAUGCCUAGUGGUGGGCCUCGAUUUGGGCCUUAUUUUUGCCCUCCGUGGUCCGAUUUCCACCCUUAUCUUCUCGACGUUGACACUGGAGACUGUGUCCUUCUUCUAUUAUGGCUUGUGGUCUACAGAAGCUGUUUUCUGUGGAGGCGGAUUUUGAAGAUGAGGAUUUUCUGUUGGCUGUGAAGGAUGUGGAAAAGGAUGUGGAGAAGCACACUGUGGAUCCAAAUCCAAACUUAAAAAGUCUUAGACCUGUGUCAGCUGGGCUAAGAGCCCCCAGCAAUGGUCAUGCACUGGCUAAGGACCCUCACUCUCUUUGUCCUUCUGUAACUACAUCGCCUGUCCUGAUGGUUCAGAACUGCUCUAGGCUCAGAUCUGAGGAAGGCCGUUCCUCUGUUGAAGUCAGAAACAACCAAAGAUCUCCUCUUGUGACCAGCUUCAGUGUUCAGAGGGACCAGAUAGCUUCACCAAGCUCCACUUCAGAUACAAACUUCAGGUUUGUGAAGAGACAGGCAGCUGUCCUACCUACUGGGAGUACCCACUAUGACAAGACAGAGAACGGGUUUGUACUGGCUGCCUGCAUGGAUUCUGAGGACUCUUUAUGGUCACAUCCAGGAUCUUUUAGGUCUGACUGUGGAUCUCAAGAGCAGAUAAGAGGCAACAGUGUAACAACAGCCAAGAAACCUCGAGUAGCAAAUUCAGUGAUGCCAACCACUCCUAUUAGUACUGAAAUGUCAGCAUUCAUAAGGACCCAGGGACAAACAUCUACAGAUGUCAUCAGCCAUCUCCAACCAGUGGAUGCUUCUUCAAAGUUGACUUUGCGGCCUGUUGCUGUAGGAUCUUGCAUGGUUCGAUCUAACCUGGGAGUGAGCAGCAAUACAAACAUCCCUCUGAACUCUAGCUGUCAGAUGCUGAAGUCUUUGGGUAAACCUACUGACUGCAACAGCCCAAGCUUAUCUUUGGUUAGACCAUGUUCGUCCUUCCUGUCGGGAAAUACCCCUCCAGGACAAUCCAAAUCAUGGAUACCAAACCAGAACUAUACUGGGCCAAGAAUGACCAAUAGUGGUGCUCAGCUUCUUACUGCAUAUGGCUCUCCAACGACAUCUGUGGAAAACACACCUGCCUCUUUGAAAAUCACCUCUUCUGGUGUAUCUGCUGGAAACCUCCAGACACCUGUAGUCACCAACCAUCUUGUCCGCUUGGUCACAGCUGCUAACCAGACACCUCAACCAAUGGCCCACAUUGGUUUGCGGGCUAAGACACGUCGCUUCCCAGGACCUGCCGGCAUUCUACCUCACCAACCUGAUGAGAAAAAAUUGGAAGACAUUCUCAUUACAACUCCUCAGAUGCCAACUCAUGGGGCUUUAGCAAAACUACAAAUUGAGGAAGUGCCUGCCUCUCAGCAUCGAACAGAAGAUCAAUUUGAACGAGGCCCUUGGGCUGCUAUGAAAACUGAGUUGGGAUUAGAUGAGAGAGAUCCAUCCUGCUUCCUUAAGACAUACAGCAUUGUUAUGGUGCUUCGUAAGGCAGCUUUGAAGCAGCUCCCAAAGAACAAAGUUCCCAACAUGGCAGUUAUAAUUAAGACACUGACAAGGACCAACGUUGAUGCGGGUGCUGUAUUCAAAGAUCAUACUGGGGAAAUGCAGGGUACAAUACAUCGUCUGCUGCUGGAGGAGAAAGAGAGUGAAUUUAAAGCUGGUUCAGUGCUUCUGCUAAAACAGGUGGGUGUGUUUUCCCCAUCCCAUCGCAACCACUACCUCAAUGUGACACCUAGUAACUUGGUGAAGAUAUAUUCACCAGGGAUUAACAGCGGCAAGGCUCCAUUAUUCCAAGACAUAAAUAAAGCCAUGGAGAUGGUGCCAUCACAGGCUGAAACAGAAUGUGAGCAGGAUCAUCCUCCAAAUGCCCUUGCACCCAUGACCAGAAAAGGGUGCUCAAGUGGAGAAAGAUGUGAGAACGACGAGAACUCUUUACAGAGUGCAUCAGUGAAACAAUCAUUGACACCAGUGUCAGGGAUUUGUGGAACAAGCAAAAUAGUUUUGAAUGCAUCAUCUGUAAAGGCUGAUGGAGCUGACUCAGAUGACCUAGACCAGCUUCUUGGAGAACUACCUGAUGACUUUUUCUCCAGCUUGGAUGCAUAGAGAAGUCAAUGAAAUUUCACUGGAGCCAAAAAUGAGACUGUCAUUGUGAUAGAGGACCAAGGACAUAGCCCUUCUUCCCAUGACAUUGCCUUUUUUUCAGGCUUUUGGUAGAGGCAUAGUCCACAUCUUUGGUAAGAUGUUGGUUGUGACAGGAGAAAAAGAAGUUCCUUCAUAGAACAAGCAAAACAUGGAUGCAGUUCAUGUGAUUCAAUAAAUACUGGAUGCCUGCUGCGAUGUUACUGUUGAGCAUAUUUUCCCCUCCUGCUUUUUUAUUGAUGUAAUGAAUUCUUGAACCCUUUGUUCAAAGACAUAGUUUGUCCAGUGACAGAAUAUACAUUAGAAAUGCUGUGUGAGGGUCUAUCCAGCCUUAUGGACACACAACAGACAUACUUCUACCUGUACUGCACUUUGUCUUGCCUUUUUUGGCACAACACUGUCUUGCAAAUAGUCUUAUGUGGUAUAUUUGUUGACAAAUUAUUAAAAAAAACGUUGUUAGAUGUCA
Molecule: messenger RNA, 2719 nt
Organism: Anolis carolinensis (green anole)
Lineage: Eukaryota; Metazoa; Chordata; Lepidosauria; Squamata; Anolidae
Gene: hrob
Product: homologous recombination factor with OB-fold
Exons: 10
Coding region: 190-2217 (675 amino acids)
Biological process (GO): recombinational repair
Source: RefSeq, a predicted model, not a curated record